Messenger RNA from Dryobates pubescens (Downy woodpecker), 2482 nucleotides. RefSeq names its product kelch like family member 25 (gene KLHL25). The transcript is spliced from 3 exons. Lineage: Eukaryota; Metazoa; Chordata; Aves; Piciformes; Picidae. The record is from RefSeq and is a predicted model, not a curated record. Bases 220 to 1989 code for a protein of 589 amino acids. Gene Ontology annotation, molecular function: protein binding.
AGGCCGGUUCCACCCGCGGCUUACUCUGUACCCCGGGAGCGCGCCGGGCCGCGCCGGGCCGCGCAUCGCUCCACGCGUGGGCCGAGAUCCACCCCGCCGUUGCUCCGCCGCCGCUCUCCCUCCUCCCCGCCGGGCGCCCCGCGGGGCCGCGGGCUGUCGGGGCUGCCUGAGGUUUCGGCUUUGCCGGGCACGGAGACAGACGGCCGGAGCUCCGUCACCAUGUCAGUCAGCGUCCACGAGAACCGCAAAUCCCGGACCAGCACCGGCUCCAUGAACAUCCUGCUCUUCCACAAAGCUUCCCACCCAGACUGUGUCUUGUCCCAUCUGAACACCCUGCGGAAGCACUGCAUGUUCACCGAUGUCACCCUUUGGGCGGGAAAUAGGUCAUUCCCCUGUCACCGAGCGGUGCUGGCUGCCUCCAGCAGGUACUUCGAAGCCAUGUUUAGCAACGGCCUGCGCGAGAGCCUGGACGAUGAGGUGAACUUCCAUGACAGCCUCCACCCAGAGGUGCUGGAGCUGCUGCUGGACUUUGCUUACUCCUCUAGGAUCAUCAUCAACGAGGAGAAUGCUGAGUCCCUCCUGGAGGCUGGAGACAUGCUGCAGUUCCACGAUGUCCGAGACGCGGCAGCUGAGUUCCUGGAGAAGAACCUCCACCCUUCCAACUGCCUGGGCAUGAUGCUGCUCUCAGAUGCCCAUCAGUGCCGGCGGCUCUACGAGCUCUCCUGGAGGAUGUGCCUGGUCAACUUCGAGACUGUUCACAAGAGCGAGGACUUCCACAACCUUUCCAAGGACACUCUGCUGGACCUCAUCUCCAGCGAUGAGCUGGAAAUCGAGGACGAAGAAAAGGUCUUCAAGGCUGUUAUCCAGUGGGUGAAAUACGAUCUGGAUGUGCGGAAGGCUUAUCUCCCAGAACUUCUGAGGAAUGUUCGUCUGGCCUUGCUUCCUUCUGAAUGCCUCAAGGAAGCCUUGGCUUGUGAGGACUUGAUUAUGGUGGAUGAAAGGAACAAGCUCGUCUUGGAUGAAGCUAUUCAGUGCAAGAAGAAGAUCCUCCAGAACGACGGGGUGGUCACCAGUCCCUGUGCCAGGCCUCGCAAAGCCGGGCACACCUUGCUGAUCCUGGGAGGACAGACCUUCAUGUGCGAUAAGAUCUACCAAGUGGAUCACAAAGCAAAGGAAAUUAUCCCCAAAGCAGACCUGCCAAGCCCACGGAAGGAGUUCAGCGCCUGCGCCAUCGGCUGCAAAGUUUACAUCACCGGAGGCAGGGGCUCUGAGAACGGGGUCUCCAAGGACGUGUGGGUGUACGACACCGUUCACGAGGAGUGGUCCAAAGCUGCCCCCAUGCUAAUAGCCCGCUUCGGGCACGGCUCAGCCGAGCUGGAAAACUGCCUCUACGUGGUCGGAGGGCACACCGCGGUCGCCGGCGUCUUCCCUGCCUCUCCUUCCGUUUCCCUGAAGCAAGUAGAGAAGUACGACCCCGUCUCCAACAAGUGGACCAUGGUGGCUCCUUUGAGAGACGGAGUGAGCAACGCGGCGGUGGUGAGCGCCAGGCUGAAGCUCUUCGUCUUCGGCGGCACCAGCAUUCACCGGGACAUGGUGUCCAAAGUGCAGUGCUACGACCCGGCCGAGAACCGCUGGACCAUCAAGGCCGAGUGCCCGCAGCCCUGGCGCUACACGGCGGCCGCCGUGCUGGGCAGCCAGAUUUUCAUCAUGGGAGGGGACACGGAGUUCACGGCGGCCUCCGCCUACCGCUUCGACUGCGAGACCGACCAGUGGACGCGCAUCGGAGACAUGACGGCCAAGCGCAUGUCCUGCCACGCCCUGGCCUCGGGCAACAAACUCUACGUGGUGGGAGGGUACUUUGGCACCCAGCGGUGCAAGACGCUGGACUGCUACGACCCCACCUCGGACACCUGGAACUGUAUCACGACUGUGCCUUACUCGCUCAUCCCCACGGCCUUUGUCAGCACCUGGAAGCACUUGCCGUCCUGAGGCGGGGCAGGGCUCGGGGGCUUGUAGCCAGCAGGUCAGUAAGAUGCCAGCAUCACGUCCAUGUCCCCUGUCCUUGCAGCUGGAGCUGACACAGUGACCGAGUCCUCUCCUGACUCCGAGGAGCCUUUUGCAUCCCUUCCUGGCAUCGGGAGCAGGAGGCACAGCCGUCCCCACCACCAGCAUCACCUCAAAGGGGCCGCCCAGCCCCGGCACCGGCCGCGGCGUGGGGGUGGCGAGGAGCCAGGAGCUGGGGACUGGGGGCAUGGGGAGAUGGCAGGUGUGCACGAGGCUGCAUCCCUUGGCAAGCACAGCAUGGGGUGCCCCUAGGUGCCUCUUGUUACUCGGCUGGGGGACUGAGAGAGAUGAGUUUGUAUUUCUAAAGGCAGUGGACUUACCCUUGGCAACUGCUGCUUGGGGGACUUGGAAGUGUGUUUUUGGAAGGGAGCAGGGACUGGGAGCACCUGGCUCUCCCCGUCCUCCGGCUUCGCCGCAG